Messenger RNA from Leishmania mexicana MHOM/GT/2001/U1103, 642 nucleotides. Its product is annotated as putative Ran-binding protein. Gene Ontology annotation, cellular component: nucleus. Bases 1 to 642 code for a protein of 213 amino acids. Gene Ontology annotation, biological process: protein import into nucleus. Gene Ontology annotation, molecular function: guanyl-nucleotide exchange factor activity; small GTPase binding. The transcript has a single exon. The record is from RefSeq and is a predicted model, not a curated record. NCBI's taxonomy places the organism in Eukaryota, Euglenozoa, Kinetoplastea, Trypanosomatida, Trypanosomatidae.
AUGGCGGCGACGCGUACGGUCGACUUGUACGGCGGUGCUAUGCGCAUCAGCCUCCCUCAGGCGAUGAUCGACGUCUCUGACUUCCGCCAGGUGCCGGAUAACCAGGAGGUGUACACGGACGCAGACACGGGCGCCUCCGUCAUCGUGGAGCUGCUCAGUCGGCAGACACAUGUCUGCAACUCCGAGGCCGGGGCCUUCUUUUAUCACGACCUCGCGAAGGACAACGGGUGCGCACCGGAGGGUAUCUCUCAGGAGGAAACCUGCACGCUUCCACCGUCGGCGUACCCGCACCUGGCCACAUCGGCUGCAGCAGUUGUGUCCGCCGAGUGUGGGUCGGUGGCACCGCAGUCGUGCGAUUUCGCGUGCCUCACGACAGGGCUGCAGCGCAUCUCCAAGUAUACCAAUGAGAAGGGGAAGGAGAAUCUGGUCUUCGUUGGCCUGGCGGUGUUGCGAUUCACGCCGCCUGUAUCGACGGAAAUACUUGUGUCGGUGUCUUGCCCGGCUUGGCUGCACCAUGAGAGCUCGGAUGCGAGGGUGGUGAGGCGACUGCUCACCGAGCAGGAGCGCUUGCAGCUGCUGCACACGGCGGUCGCCUCGCUGGAGGUUCUCGAGUGGAGCCUGUUCGUGCCUGAGGAAGGGUAG